ACGCUCUAGGUCGGUUUCAGUUCAGUGAGAAAACGUCAAUGCAUCAGUUGCCCGAGCUGUCUGUUCAGCUAACCUAGGAGUCUACUAUUUUGAAAUAUAAUUUUUAAGUUGAUUCUUUGCGUCUUCGUUGAGCUCGUGAUAGAAAAUUAUCGUAUCAAAAGUGGACAAUGAAUAACGAAGAAGUUGUACUGAAAGUAAUAUCGACUUCGAAUUCGAUUAAACUCGGUUCCUUGUUUCCGAUAAGAUAUCUCGAUUACGAGAGAAGUAUUUUGUUCAUUUCAUUACAGUCAUUUAAAAUUUCCACUAAAUCAAAUGGCGACAUGAUCCGGUUGCUUUGUAUUUUAUUCGCGUUCUACGGGUCGGCCAUUUCUCAGACAACGGUGGACACUCCCAAUGGAAAAAUUCAAGGAAAAACAGAGACGACCUCAUCGAAUUACACUUUCUAUUCCUUUAGUGGUAUUCGAUACGGAAGACCACCCGUGGGCGAAUUGAGAUUUAAGGCGCCCAAAGCUGUAGAACCUUGGACGGGGGUUUACGAUGCCACCGCCGAGAAGAACAUCUGCUUUCAAGUACCCGGCAACUCUAAUACGGAAAAUGAAGACUGUCUAUUUUUACACGUCUACACCCCCAGAAUAUCCGACACCCUAUUGCCCGUAAUGUUCUUCAUACACGGUGGUGGUUUCGUGGAAGGAGCGAGCGGCCGCAACGGCCGCUAUGGACCAGACUUUUUUAUGGAGUACGAUGUCGUAUUGGUCACCAUUAACUAUCGUCUGGGUCCCUUCGGAUUUUUCUCUACUGGUGAUGAUGUAAUUCAAGGAAACGCCGGUUUAAAAGACCAAACUCUGGCGCUACAAUGGGUUCAACAGAACAUCAAGUACUUUGGAGGUGAUCCAAGUAAAGUGACAAUAUUUGGACAAAGUGCCGGUUCGGCGUCCGUCUCUUAUCAUAUCUUAAGUCCCAAAUCUGCAGGUUUAUUUAGGGCGGCCAUAUUGGAGAGCGGUUCCGCGCUUAGUCCUUGGGCGUAUCAGCGUGAUCAAAGGGCCUAUACGUUCCGAACGGCGGCCCUCCUCGACCCCAAAUUCAUCAGCUCGAACGACUCAAAACAAGUUCUCGAUUUUUUACUUAACGCAACAGCCAGAGAUAUCGAUGGGGCGUCGCAACAAAUCUACAAUUUGGAAAGUCCGGGUAACAUGCAACUUCAACAGGGUUUUUAUUACGCGCCGGUUAUCGAACCCGAUAAUGAAGACGCCUUCCUGACAACAGGAAUGUACGAAGCUAUUAGGGAUGGCAACUUUAACAAAGUCCCCGUUAUUAUUGGUAUGAAUGCAGAGGAAUGCAUUAAUCAGUAUAAUUCUCAUAUCAAGGACGUAACUGAUGCUUUCGAUAAUAAUGAAUCGUUACUUUUACCACUUAAUAUGCAUCUCGUCGAGAGCAAUGAGAACAGAUCUACUGUCAUUAAAUACUUGCAAGAUUUUUAUUCAAUUUCGGCAAAUAUCGAUUACCACGACCAAAUUGUGGGAACCGUAAGGUACCUCACGGAUCAGUGUUUCGCCAGGUCCAUUAUUAAGCAUGCUCAACUUCAGGCUCCGUUUGCGGAUACAUACUUUUACAUUUUCGCAUAUGACGGAGACAUGGGAGAUUAUACCGGAAAACUGGCAGGUACAGGCAACGUUACCCAUUCGGAAGAAUUAAAUUACAUAUUCUCGAGAACUUUAAAAUACAGCUUAAAGGAUAAUACAAACUUGAGCCAAUUUAGUCAAGCCGAUCAAAAUACGCAUUAUAGGCUAAUGAAGUUAUGGACAAAUUUUGCCAAAUACUUAAACCCAACACCAGACCGGGAUUCGCUAUUGGAACUAGUGGAUUGGCCGAAGGUGGAUGUUUCCAAUGGUGAACUACAAUAUUUGGAUAUCAACAAGGAUUUGGCAGUCAGGAGCGACCCCAGAUGGAACGCCUUCGUUCUGUGGGACUCCUUAUACGAGAGAUAUGCUGUGAAACCACUGGAUGGAUUUUAAAAUUUCAGAAAAAUUAUACCGACAUCUUAUUAAAUAAAGGGUUUGUUCAUAUUUUUUCAAACAAUAAUUCGAAGAAAAAGGAAGCAAAUGACGAGCAAAGAAGGUAGGUUAUAAAUAGAUACGAAUAUGCAAAUAUUAGAAAUAAAUCAUUUUCAGUAGAUGCGGAAUACAAAUUUCAUCUAUUGAGUGAAAAAAAAUUAUUUAAAAAACGAUAAAAGAACUUAAAAAAAAUAACAUUAUAAAAAAAUAUUACGUUUUGUAGUUAUGUUUUGUAAAGAAUUAAAUUCCCUCUAAAAGUCAAUAUUAUUCUUUUUGCUACAUUGAGUAUUUUGUUAGUUACAAAAUUUCAAAAUGAAAAAAGCAAAUAAAAAAAACGUCUUACAAACCUACAAAAGCCAUUAUAAAAAGUUAUUUCAUAAUACAAUAAGUACCUCUGUUACACAGUGAAGUAUCAAUUUAUUUGACCUUAAGCAAAUAGGCACCUUAGACAAAAAUGUUUUUAUUGGGUGUCUUAUAAAACUGUGAAAAAGCUAUUAUAAUUAUGCGUUACCUUAUAAUAAACUUAAGUGGCAUCGCAAAUAAGUUAUUCUAUAAUAUAAUAAGUACCUCUACUCCGUUCUUACUUCUUUGCUGAUGCAUUGUUCAAAUAAGAUAAAAUAACAGAAGCUUUUUGGAUGGGAAAUUAUAAAACAAGGUGUUUUGGUAUUUACUGGGCAUUUUACAAAGCUCUCAAUACCAAUUGCCUUACAAAACUACAAAAAGCUGUUACAAAAGGUAAAGUUUCUUAUAAACUUCUUAAUAAACAUCCUUUGUCUUAGAGCUUUAUGAUAAACAAAAGUGGCAUUGCACAAAAGUUAUUUUAUAAUAUAAGUAUUUGUAUUACAUAUUUGCUUUUGAAGUUAAGCAACGGAAACUUUUUGGAUGCCAUAUUAUAUAGAUAUUUCGGGUAUUUAUUGACUGUUUUACACAACGUGCAAUACUAAUUGCCUUACAAAACUCUAAAAACUGUUAUAAAAUGUGUGGUUAUAUCUUUAUAAUAAACAAAAGUGGUAUUGAAAGUAAGUUAUUUUAUAAUAUAAUAAGUACGUGUUUUACAUAUUUGCUUUUUUGUUGAGCAUCGAAAUGUGAAGUAAUUAAAAGAUAUUCAGCUGAUUUAAGCUUACUCAAAUAAGGUAAAGAAAUGGAAACUUUUUGGAUGUAAUAUUAUAAGACUUAAGGUGUUUUGCCUUACAAAGCUAUGAAAGGCUAUGAAGUGCAAGGUUUCUUAUAAACCCCUUUAAAACAUCCUUUGUCUAAUACCCUUAUAAUAAACAACAGUGGCAUUGCACAUAAGUUAUUUUAUAACUUUUUUUGUUAGGUAUCGAAAUGUGGCGUGACUAAAUAAGAUGUUGACUUUAUUUAAGUUUAGUCAAAUAAGGUCUAUGAGUAUUUAUUGAAUGUUCAUAAAAAAAUUUAUGCUGAGGAUUGUCUUUUUUUUUCAAAUAAAAAAAAGCUGAUUGUCUUAUAAAACUUUGUAAAUAGUUAUAAAAGGUAAGG
Molecule: messenger RNA, 3548 nt
Organism: Cylas formicarius (sweet potato weevil)
Lineage: Eukaryota; Metazoa; Arthropoda; Insecta; Coleoptera; Brentidae
Product: venom carboxylesterase-6-like
Exons: 13
Coding region: 168-2012 (614 amino acids)
Source: RefSeq, a predicted model, not a curated record